CGAUCAUUCUCUAGGACAAUUUUGUUACGUUGAUCGUAACUAUACUUUCCAAUUAGCAUGUAUCCCGCCCUUAAACUCACCUUAUUUGCCUCGUUGGCGGUAGCUGUCCCACCAAACCUCGAGAGGAGGCAAGGAAUUACCUCUAACGAGGUCGCGGAUGGACAAUGCAAGUCUGUCUCCUUCAUUAUGGCUCGUGGGUCGACGGAAAGAGGAAACAUGGUUGGCCUUCCUUCUUAUUGCUUCAUUGAAGCUGGCUUCGGGACUUGAGCUAAGACCAACGCAGGGAGCUGUCGUCGGAGGGCCUCUCUGCGCAGCAUUGAAAGAAGCAAUGAAUGGAGACGUUGCCUGCCAAGGUGUAGGAGGUGGUUACCGCGCACAACUCGCCCCAAAUGCCCUCCCAGAGGGUACCGAUGAAGCUUCGAUUCAAGCGGGCAUCGACACGUUCAACCAAGCUGUCCAGAACUGUCCUGACUCAAAGAUCAUGUUCGCGGGCUACUCGCAGGGCUCAGCCGUCAUGCUCAAUGCGGUGCCGCAGUUGGACGCCGCAGUCUCGAAUAUGGUUGUUGGGGGGGUGUUCUAUGGAUACACGAAAAACGCGCAGAAUAACGGGGAGCUUCCGGGAUUUCCACCGGAGAACUUGGAGGUCUUCUGCAGGCAGGAUGAUGGCGUUUGUGAUGGGAACCUCAGGGUUACCGCAGGCCAUCUGGCGUACGGUCGAGAUGGGACUAUUGAGGAGGGAGCGCAGUUCUUAGUCGACCGGAUGGCUGCCGCUGGUGGUGAUGCUGCCGCUGGUGGUGAUGAUACUGCGGGUGGUGAUGAUACCGCCGGUGGGGACGCUGCCGCUGGGGGCGAUGCUGCCGCUGGGGGCGAUGCUGCCGCUGGGGGCGGUGCUGCCGCUGGGGGCGAUGCUACCGCUGGCGGUGAUGCUGCCACUAGUGGAGGCGCUGCCGCUGGUGGUGCGGCGACUGGCAAUGAUACCGCCGGCGGUGCUGUCGCGAAUUGUGCGGCGACUGGUAAUGGAGCAACUGGUGCUGCCAAUAAUGGCGGUAGACUGCGAGGAUUCCUCAAUCGAUUUUCGGAUAACUAGACGUAGUAGCCUUAAUUUGUUAAAAGUUUUGGCGUGUCG
This is a messenger RNA of Eremomyces bilateralis CBS 781.70, 1126 nucleotides long. RefSeq names its product alpha/beta-hydrolase. The record is from RefSeq and is a predicted model, not a curated record. Gene Ontology annotation, biological process: carbohydrate catabolic process. The transcript has a single exon. NCBI's taxonomy places the organism in Eukaryota, Fungi, Ascomycota, Dothideomycetes, Eremomycetales, Eremomycetaceae. Gene Ontology annotation, cellular component: extracellular region. Bases 329 to 1087 code for a protein of 252 amino acids. Gene Ontology annotation, molecular function: cutinase activity.